Molecule: messenger RNA, 384 nt
Organism: Knipowitschia caucasica
Lineage: Eukaryota; Metazoa; Chordata; Actinopteri; Gobiiformes; Gobiidae
Source: the annotation of a GenBank genome assembly
AUGACUGACACGAGGGAGGUGACCGCGGAGGACACGGAGGAUAACGAGGCUAACAUGGAAAACCAGCUAGAGCUAGCUGAAGCUACGGAGGAGCUAACCACGGCUAAAGCUAUAAUGUGCUUGUCCAAUAAAAUGACAGAAAUGAAGGACGAAAUAAAACAAGAACUGGCGCAUUUCAAAACGGAGAUUAACCAGAAGCUUCUGAAUAUUACUGCGGAUAUUCGAAACCAAGGCACGCGUCUGGCGGAAUCUGAACAGCGUUUUGGUGAACUCGAAUCUGCGAACAAGGAUCUAAGAGACGCGCUCCUACACUCGGUCAAACAGAAAACCCUGAUGACAAAAAUGAUUUGGAGGGCCGAUCCAGACGAAAUAACCUCCGUGUAA